This is a messenger RNA of Fomitopsis serialis, 1425 nucleotides long. RefSeq lists its product as uncharacterized. The transcript has a single exon. Gene Ontology annotation, molecular function: protein binding. NCBI's taxonomy places the organism in Eukaryota, Fungi, Basidiomycota, Agaricomycetes, Polyporales, Fomitopsidaceae. The coding region runs from base 103 to 1308 and encodes 401 amino acids. The record is from RefSeq and is a predicted model, not a curated record.
CCCACUUGCUAUCCCUCCAUCGUCUCUGCCCUUUGACUGCCACCGUAUAUCCUCUUCUUGCCUCAGUCAGCACGUACCGUGUGCCUCAGGAUCGCACUGGACAUGAGUUUUGUCAACUUGAACGACGACUCACUGUCGCUUGUCGUAUCGUUUCUGUCUCAGUGUGACGCGUUGCGUCUCUCUCUGACAUCCCGCAGAAUUCAUCCCCUCGCCAAACGCCAGGCGCUAUCAGCGAUUGACAUCAAGACGAUUGCACAACUGGAGAGGAUCUGCAACUACCUGCUGGCCGAUGUGACAAGCCGCCUGUACUUCGUGCGCACUCUCAAAGUGUCCAAGGUUGCCUUCGGCAUAUGGAGUGGUGAGGCUGGGGAUUUUUCCGCGGCCCAUCUCCUCGCGGAUGUGCUUGAACAGACAUCUCACCUCCAGACACUGUGGCUCGAUGCAGUUGGAGCUCUGUUCGCGGCAGAACCACGAGUAGCAUCCGCGUUAUGUGGCCUCGAUCAGCUGUCGGAUCUGCAGCUGGAACACAUAUCUACCGAUACGUGCAAGGUUUUGGGACGACUUGCUUGCACACCUCGUCGACUCGCCCUAUUUCAUUUUGGCGAUGACCGCCAGCCCUGCGACGCAACUUCAAUUCUUCGCGCCCCCGCUUUGCGACGGGUUCGAUUCCUCCACCUAUAUGGUGUUCAUAUCGCGGAACGUACACAACAGGAACACAGUCUGGAGGAUCAUCUUGGCGACGAUGCGAUGCAAUGGCGGGACACCAGGGAGUUAAGGGUUCAAUACAGCUACGUCUCUAUGGCUACGCUUGUAAGGGCCUUCCCUAACACCAAGAAGUUUUUCCUGUGUCAAAGACGUCAUGCAGAUGACCUAGGGGAAGCUCUUGAUGAUUUUGACCCCUUCGGACCGCCGGCAAACGAACUUCCUCCCACUGCGUGGAGUCAAGAGACGUACGAGCAUGGCCUCGAGACGUCCGAAACCGCAUGUUGGAAGCAACUGGACCGUGCUUACACGGGAUCAUACGUGGACUUCAUGCGAUGGCGAGUAGCAUGCAAAGUACGAUGGCUUUUGCUCGACGGGGAUCGUUUCGAGCACGCCUGGAAGGCUCUGUCAAUCGUACGCCGCACAUCGCCAGUCGUCCUUUCUAUGCAGAUUUCUCCGCAAUCACCCCCGGAAUUCUGGCAGCACGUUGUGCAUAUUGCUCCCCAAAUCCGCUAUCUGGAUCUUGUGUCGUCGGGUACCAGGCUAGAGAUGGCGUAUCAGUGGACAGUGUGUUGCGUAGCAUCCUCUAGAUUGUUGCAGAGCUAAUAUGAGCUUUCAGUUCAACGCACUUUCUGCUUUAUCCGAACUGCGCUUGGUUGCUCUGCGAAUUUGCAGUGUUCGUGUUGGUGGCUUUUUUGUACACGACAUGGACGAAUCACGCGU